UCCAGAAAAAUUUCUACCGAAAUUGCCGUAUCUAGAACAUACCUAGUUUUGCCAACUUUAAAAUAAGAAUUCACAAAAUGGCAUUAUGAACAUGUUUUAUUUAUUUAUUUAUUUAUUACUUCAGUAUUUCCAAACAAUAUGGCAACACAGCAACAAACAGACUUCGCAACAAAAAGGCUUGGCAACAUUUAGUCUGGAAAAAUAAAAAUACAAACUGAUAAAUAAAAACUAACAUUCAGAACACAUCGUUUCCCAUUACACAUAUUCCUUGCCACAACAUCUACGGCCUAGAGCUGCAAGCUGCAAACACUAGGCCUAGGCCAAAAGUGCAUUCUUUAACGUUUGCAGUUUUGGCUUAGCUUUUGGUGUCCCAUGUUCAACAAAACCUUCUGAAAGAACUCAAAAAUGUUUUUCAUAGUUUUGGGGUAUUCAAGAUGCAGUGCAAAAAUUAAAGCAAAAACAAGACAAAUUGCUUUCGACAUUGUUGGGAACCUCAUUCAUAACAAGGUUCCCUUCAAGGAUGAUCACAUUGCUGCAUGGCGUUAGAGGCAUGUCCUCCGGUAUGACUUGCAGAACCCCAACAGGAACUUGGACAAAGUCAUCGGAAGAGUCUGAAUCCUGCAUUUAAAAUAAACACACAAAUUCAAUUAAGAUGAUAAGACAUCACACACACAUUAUAGUGUGUUCACUUUGCUUAUUGAAGUGCCUGCACAAAAUCACAGAGAACAAACCAAAACUCUGUAAUACAGUCUUGGAGACCUCUUUAGAUUACGAGUAGGAGGAAAUGGCUGCAUUUCAUCACUAAAUAUGCACAAAAAGAUUUUUAAAAAUCACAUGUGGGAUAUCAAAUUUGUAACUCCCAAAUGAUUCAGAAUACGUCACUUUUUGUGACAUCCUCACUUAAAUUGGAAAAAGUAUUUUUUUCCCUUUGCAUUUGGCACCUUAUUUUUGAAGUAAAACAACAUUUAACUCACCCAUAUAACUUUUUUCGCAUUUGGUGCACUUCAAAAGAUAUCGUGUCAGACGAUAUCCCAAUUUUAACUUUAACAACUUUUUGGACGUGUACUGAUUCAGAGAAAAGGCACUUAUAAAUGUAACAUAACUGACGUUACGCACGUUUACAUCCCAGCACUAGCAUGACUUCACGGAGCCCCCCCUCCCCUCCAAACACGCACGCUCACAUCCCCCCCCCACACACACACACACACCCGCACCCCCGUGUCCACACACACUUCUCACCCGACAUUACAGCUUGUUACGCUGAGCUAACCAGUUAACUCAGAAGCAUCACGCAAACAGCUAACAGACAGGACACCGGCCGGCGGAGACAUGUUAGCAUAACACGUAGCUCACGGCUACACCGACUGGUCUAUGAACCCGCAGGCAGACACACUCAGGCGAACAUGCCAACAUGCCAGUCUAAGAGUGGACUUCCUUCCAACAAUUCUCAUUUUAAACAUUAAAUGAUAUUGAAAAGGUUAGAAACAAAAGCUUUACUUACCCAAACCAAGUCAGGGCAACAUUCAGUUGGCGUAAUGGUUCUGUUCUGACUGCUUUCUCGAAUUUUCCUCCAGAGGUAGAUUCGCGCCACCCGGAAAUGGACAUGCGCACCACAGGUGCGCAGCUCUCAUACCACAAACCAUGCUACUCACUUAGUAGAUUCAAGUUCAUACAACUUAAUAAAACAAGUAAGCAGGUAAAAAGUGCAGACAACUCAAUAUGAGAAAUAGAGGAGUUCCAAAAAAUCGAUUAUUACUUGCAUCGCGAUUCGACACGUGACGAUUCGAUUACGAUUCAUAAAGGUUAAAAAACGAUUAUUUUCACUCCUAACAACGCUCGUAGCGAAACGAAAUUCAAGACACGUCUGCGGCCCGGACACCGUUAACGGACGCACACACAACGUUAUGAUGGAUGCUCCCAGUUACUGGAAGAUAGAUUUACUCCUUUUUAAAAGACUGGAAAAUAAAUUUGUGUAUAUGGCAGGCAGGACCAGAAGCCGGUCGCGCUUUUGUGCGCAUUUUUAGAGCGAGAGGGGAAGAGAGAUAGUUCUUUGCUCGUUGCUCCUUGCCUUUCAGAUGACCAGCUGUAGUUUUAAGGCAUUUCAAUUAAAAAAAAUAUCCUGAGUGUGUUGCUAAGACCCGUGUGCAUCUAUAAGAGAUGGGCACUGAUGAUAUGGCCAUGUUGGACAAGAAGACAGAACAGAAGGAGACAAUAUCUUCCUCUUUAGAAGAGGAGCCUAGGACUGUUUUAGGGAGCCCUAUUGAUUUUCUCAAUGCCACACCUUCUCAGUUUGGAAUUACUGUCCAGAGCUUCAACCAGUCAUCAACAGAACGCAAAGAAAAGUCCCGUUUGGCACAAUUAAGGGAGAGGAGAAAGUCUAGUAUCGGCGUGAGGGGCUCACCAGAAAUGAACUCACUUAUCCGCUUCAUCGCACGACAAAAAAUGAAGAAUUCAUCCAACUGUCAAACUCCAGAGCUUGUCAAAGGUAGUCCCUUCCUUCCUCGGGUAGCGUCCACCCUGAAGCAGAAAAUAGCUUCCUUUAACAGCUUGAUGGGUGUGGAGGAGAGUGAGGCCUAUGAUCUGAUGCCAAGGCAGGGGAACAACACUAGUGAAUGCAUCAAGACAAGAGAUUAUCUGUCUGAUAAAUACGACCAGGAAGAAGGGAAAGAGAACAAGCCUCAAGAGAUGUCACCUGCACCCAGCAAGAAGCGUCGCGUAGGCCCCAUCGAAGGCUGUGAAGUGCAGAUUAGAGAAGCCCACACUCCAGACAUUCACUUCAAUGAGAGUUACAAGGGAGAUAAGGAACCAAUGGCAGAAUGCAAUGAUACUGUCAGCAAAGGACCACUGCUGUCUAUUAAGACUGAAGAAGAAGCCUCACGUAAGCUUCUUUGUACACCCCGUCAUGAUCAUCUUGAGCGACCCAUGACCUUUUCUUCACAAAACAACCAACAGCAGGACAAUGAAUUUGAACCUCAAAGCCCCAGUCGAGCACAGCGCAGUGACCUUACAUCAGCUUCACCAGUCAAGUCAUUUUCUGCUUUUCAAUUUUCUCCUCUAUCUCCUCAACUGGAGAUGAAAUCAGCAGACAAAAACAACUCCACUGGGAUAUCUGUAACCGCAACAAAAAAGAAGCGGGUGCAUUUUGGAUGUCCGCUUUCCCCUGAGUUGUUUGAUAAUCAGCUGCCUCCCAGCACUCCGUUAAGGAAAGGAGGAACACCAGCUCGAACCCUCACACCAGGUGGGAUCUUAAAGAUGCACUCUGCUUUGAAGACGCCCCAGAGGGAUGGAUAUUGCACGCCACAAGCACAGCCGGAGCUCAUCAGUGAAUUUGGUGCCUCUCCGGUGCUUGCGAUGUCUCACAACCGCAGAAUAUUUCGCAUGGCAGAAGACGGAGUGGAGAAGUGGGAAAAGAUUAUUUUUCCUUCAAAAGAAGAAACGGACUCUGCAGAUAUGACUGAUACAGAUUCAAUAAAUUAUGCCCAGUUGAAUUUAAAUGAAGCUUUCUGCGAGGAACUUCUUUCUCCAGAGGUAACAACAGAAGUGAAGUCUGAGACAAGUCAAGCCUCGCAGCUGAAUGCCCCAAAUGAGCUUUUGGCUUCGUCUGAGGAAAAACAACCUGAAGCUGUCAGAAACGCUACGGCUAGAUUACGGAACAGGGAAAAAAAGGCAGUGGCACAAUCUGAGUCGACUCAUGAAUUACCAGCUGCUCGUAGACGGAAGAGAAAGCUACCUGAGGAGAGCAAACCUGUGAGGAGGUCGACACGCUCUGCUGCUAAACCUUCUGAGACGAUUAAAACUGUCUCUAAAGCAGCAAAUCGGUGGAAAAAGGAGGUGAACCACUCUCUUUACGGUUCUCGGGAAUACGCAUCAAAGAAGCCUACCCUUAGUCCCAUCACAGAGUUGUUUAUUUGUGAAUCUGCAGCAGCACAGCACACUCCCCCCACGACCUGCACAGAUGAAAAUUCAUUCAUGCAGAAUGAACCCAGUGAAUCUUCAAGCAGCUGUCCUAGGACUGCAGCUUGUAAUGAAGAAAGUCCGACAGGACCUCCAUUAUCGCCUAGCAAAAGAGCCAUCGGUAAAAAAAGGAGGUCAUCAAGAUACGAGGUCACAAAAUGUGGUUUUAAGAAGGUCAACGUUUCAUUGGACAGCAUCUAUGUGGAGCCUCAGCUUGCUGAGAGUGAGAGCCAUGAGGAAGAGAGCACGACUAUUGUUGCUUUGUUAAAGGAAGCCCCACCAGAAAACCUUCCACCAGAAAAAGUGUCAGCUAGCACUGAAGAACAUCACACUCUUACCAUCGGUGACACACCCAGCACACACACAGAUACAAAUACUGAAGUUCAUCUUAUUGAAGAUGACGCCACACCAGCGUGCUUGUUAGGAGGAGAACAAACCAGCACAGUUACCGCUGCAAGCCCAAAAGCAGCAACCCAGCUGACCCAAAAUGUGUCAAGAUGCAAGAGGAGAUCUGUGAACCUGACAGACAACCAACCGAAACAGGAAGUGGAAAAAAACACAGUCUCAAAGUCUGACUAUCCUGAAGAGGCGACGCAAGUCAACAGUGGCCUGACUUUCUAUCAGACUGACUUUAAUUUUGAGGAUGUCUUCAAACGUGUUCCCAGCAGAGGGCAGCGCUCAGUGCGCCGCAGCCUGAGGAACCUGAGCAACUCAAAUGAUGACACAGGUCUGGCCUGGGUGCCUCAGACCUCCCCCGAAUUCAAAACUAUAACUAGCAGGAAGACCCGCAGUCGAAGAUCCCUUUCUGCAUUGUCAGAAGACACAACACUUAUCACUUAGUGAUACUUCAAGAGUUUUUGCCUUCCACUGGAAUUACAUGCUUUUUUGCAGUCAUAAUUAAAUUGUAUCUGCUACAAGCUUGUUGUUUUAUGGGAUAAGAGUACUAAUGCUUUUGUCCUUAACCAAUUAUUUGCAUUGCAUCUCUAUGCGAACCACUCAAUACACAGAGAGCCCGAUAAUUUAUGCUGACCUCCUCUCAAUCAAUAUCCAACUACACAUUCCCUCCUCACUCACUAAAGUCACUAGAUCGAGGCUCAAUGAGUCAAUAUGUUCUCUUAGUGGAUAGAUGAAGACAGCCUUGGUGCCGUACCAAUCUGUCAGACAAGGUUAGAAGAUACCUGAUUAAUGUAAAAGCAAUGGAGGGAAAAGCUAAAUAGUCAUUCCGAAAACAAAUUAGCCUUCUAGCCAUUUUGCGCUGUUGGGUCAACUUAAAUUCCUGUUGGAAAUUUACAAGAAAGGAAUAAAAAGUACAGUGUGUGCAACCAAUUGCUCCUUUAUCUGCCGUUCUGUACUGUGCAACCAUUAUAUCCGCAAAAUGUAGCUUCUUAAAGAAAUGCAAAGCUAAAAUUAAAAGAAUUGCCGUAAUUUUCGGACUAUAAGGCGCACAUGACCUACUAAAUGUGACACGAAAAUGGCAUUUGUUUAUAGGUAAGCCACACUGGACUAUAAGCCGCAGCUCUCCUCACUGUAUUAUGGAAUAUUUACACCAAAAGAUAUAAACCAGUAACACUUUAUUUGACAUCGGCAUCAUAAGAACAAAUGAACCACCAUUAAGAAGCUUCAUUUGGCCAUCACUGCUCCCUUGAGGGUGGCAGCCAACCUCUGCUGCCACCUGCUGUCACCACUGUUGUUGUCCACCAUGCCUCCUAGCAUGCAUCGCAGCGCUACAGAUGUUUAAAAAAAAAAAAAAAAAAAAACAUAAUUAUGACAUGACACUGUCCUGUGCAUUAAUGAAUGCUUAUGACAGAUGUCAUUUAGGCUAGGUUCAUACUACAGGUCUUAAUGCACGAAUCCGAUUUUUUCGUGUUUUUCCGACUCGAGUCAGGCAUUAACUUGACGGUCUGAACGGGACAAGUCGCAUAGAAGUGGAUGAUUUCAAAUCCGAUCUGAGUCACUUUCGUAUGUGGUUCAAAUCCGAUCUGGGCCACAUUUUUUCAGAACGUGACUGGCAGUCUGAACUGUCAAGACCCAAAUCGGAAUUCAUGCAGCAAUUAUGUCAGCAAAGAGCAAGAGGCACGGAGGACUGCAGCCAUGUAGGCAUUAGCGCCUAGCUUGAACUCUGCUUUUAAGCACGAAGCGGGCUUGACCACAGUCAUAAAAAAAAUAAAAUGAAGAAAAGAAUAAGCUUUACAAUUUUUGAUUUUCAUUCUGUGCGCCGAAUGAGCAAUAUUUCAUUGUUGCACACAUGGCCGUGUAGCCGGGGCAAACUGACACACCCACGUCAUUUCAAGCACACACGUCAAGGCUCAUAUGUGUGCGUGUAUGCGUUCUGUCAGUCCAUAUAAAAUUUGAAUAUAAGACUAAACGGGGAUUAUUAAUGUCUGUUAUUUGUGUCCUCUUUUUGGAAAUCAAAAUAUGAUCACUCUGAAAUGACAUAGCUACAGCUAGCAUGUGUAAUUUCUUUUGAUGCUUCUGCGGAUGCGGGUCUCUUUGCGUAGCACAUCUCGGACUGCAAAUUAGUGCGCAUGCGUGAUACUUGAACGGUCUCAAUGGACAAAGGCAGUCUGAACGGGCACGCCAAAAAAACAGAUAUGGCAAAAAAACGGAUUUGUGCAUUAAGACCUGUAGUAUGACCCUAGCCUUAGUGUCAUCUGGCAAACUAUGUCACUUGUGAAUGGAUGUAAAAGACGAGCUGGACAUAAUUGAGUUAGUGACAAAAUUUGCCGAGACAUUUUAAGGACAUCUGUUAUUAGCAUUCAUUCAUGUCCAUAACUGUGUCAUGUCAUAAUUAUAACAGUCUAAUGACGCCGCUGUCAAAUAAAGUGUUACCUAUUAACCCAAAUAAAUCAACAAAUAAGCCGCAGGAUUUAAAAUGAGGGGAAAAGUAGCAGUUUAUAGUCCGAAAAUUGCGGUACUAAGUUUACAUUUUUAAGUACUGAGAUUAAACUUUUAAAAAGAAUACUCAAACAUUGAUAGUGAUGGAUGUUCAAUUCAUUUAAACUGGGAGGAUUGGCUUUGAAUCCUCAUCUUUCAGCGAUCAUUCACUGCCAGCCUCUCCCAGUCAAAAUGGAUUGAAUGUCUAGCGCCAUCAGCCAGUGAGUUCAUCGAGUGCCCUAUAAAGGGUUAACGAUCCUCACUUGAGGCUAAAGUGAAUGCCAUGAUCUCCAGAUAACGAUGUAGAUCUAGUUAAUUAGUUAAAAGAAAUUAAACACCAAUCUCUCUGAUUCAAAGCAGCUCUCCAACAACUCGGGCCACAACAACUUGAUUUUCACAUUCAGUCCACACAGGACAAUUGGCAUCUAGAAGAAUGACAGAGCGUUGUGUAUCCAUCACAGUGUAAUUGACUCUCCACUUUUACAUCGGGCCAGAGUCACUUGGCUGAAGGACACCAAGGUCCCCGUUUUGUGGUUGAAUGCCAAGGCCCCUUAUCCAUUUGGUAGACGAAUGGCCCACUCGCAUUCUAACCUAGGGUAACACUGCAGAACGUUAUUGCCAUCGAGUGGUCGCAUGAGGUAUUGCAUGGCGCCAAAAGUUCCCUCACAUGAUCCAGCACUCCUAGCAAGGGAACAAAAUCAUGAGGAACAGAGACUGGAUGCCAGGCGAGUAUUUAUUUUUUUUGACAUGAACAUUCCUUUUUUUUUUUUUUUUAUGAGUAAUUUUAUAAAAAUAACACGAAAUGAGCAUUUUGUAUUUUUUUGUUACCUGAUGUGCCAAAUUGCAUUGAUUGAAUCGGGCGUAGGUUUGGUCUCAAUAUUGGUAGGGAAGAUAUAAUAACAGCAUAACCUGCAUGUACACUUUUUGCUGGGGACGGGACAUUAAUAAGACCAAACAGAUUGGGUGAACAGCAGACAGGGCUAUAUUUUCAACCAAUAA
Molecule: messenger RNA, 7827 nt
Organism: Corythoichthys intestinalis (scribbled pipefish)
Lineage: Eukaryota; Metazoa; Chordata; Actinopteri; Syngnathiformes; Syngnathidae
Gene: cdca2
Product: cell division cycle associated 2
Exons: 15
Coding region: 2158-4794 (878 amino acids)
Biological process (GO): regulation of mitotic nuclear division; regulation of chromosome segregation
Cellular component (GO): nucleus; chromosome
Source: RefSeq, a predicted model, not a curated record